AUGCUCUACGCACUGCUAUGGGUCGCCUUGAUAAAUGUUCUACCUCUUCUCAUUGCCAUCGCAAAGCCUAUGGGCAUCCAAUCUACCAACUCGUUCCGCGCAAAGUCUGAGCGGGCUUGGUUGUGGGGCUGGGCUUGGGGAACAGAGAGCACCGUUUCCGUCGUCGACCGUUCUCCGAUACUUUCCUUUCCUUCAAGGCCAGCUGCUUUUGGUGCUGAAAUUAAUGAUCCAGUUCUCGGUUACGUUAUUCCUCUGUCGUCAUUCACGAAGCCUUGCACUUCCAACGAUAUGCAAGUACCAGAUAACAGUGGCUGCCCUUCUCUUUGCCUGAGUGGACCUCGUCAUCCAACUGAAGCCUGGAUUGCGCUGGUACAACGAGGAAAAUGCGAAUUCGUAAGGAAAGUACGUGAAGCUCAGAGACUUGGCGCAAGAGCAGUCGUGGUGGGUGGUGAGGAUCCAGAAGUCACAGGAAACCCCGAUACUUUGGUCAAUAUGUACAGUCCUGAAGACGCCUCUGAUAUCAAGAUCGCGUCCACCUACAUCAAGUAUUCUGACUAUAUGCAACUUUAUGGGUUAAUCCUAGCCUCAAAUACCACCCAUGGCGGGCUAUCCACUCUUUCCCUUCUUAUCACUGCAGAAUAUUCUGCUUGGGAAUGGUACUCGCCCAUCAUCACAUUUAUUGUUAUCCUUCUCCUUCCUUCUGCCUUGACAUUUAUAACUCUCGUUAUCCAUCGAAUUCGAAGCGCUCGAGCUGCGCAACGUGAUCGUGCGCCGGAAGAUAUUGUCAGAAACCUCCCCUGGAGAAUCUGGACGGGAACAGGAUGGGAGAAACACGAAGCAGGCGAAGAUGCUGAUGCCUUCCCUGACCGUGUCUCAUCGGUGGAUGUAGAUCUAGAGCGGGGCGUAAUCUAUGAGGAGCUGCCUCAAGCCAACGACUCUCCAAAUUCCCCUGAAGAAGACCUGAACGCGUCAACAUCAAAUGCAGAACCUCUUCCGGACCAACCCUGGUUUGAAAGCCAAGUCGAAUGUGCUAUCUGUCUGUCAGAAUUCGUCAAGGGCGAUAAAGUGCGAGUUCUACCCUGUCAUCACAUCUUCCAUCUACACGAGGUCGAUGAAUGGCUAAUUCAUCGGAAGAAACUGUGCCCUGUCUGUAAAGCAGAUGUGACCCAGCCUCCACCAGAAUUAGUCCAUCCACAUCCACCAGUUGAACACAUUGUGCACGAUAACGACAAUACGCCUGUCACAGAACGAACACCUCUCCUACGCACCGGCUCUGGGGAACAUUCAUAA
Laccaria bicolor S238N-H82 is the source of this 1290-nucleotide messenger RNA. RefSeq lists its product as uncharacterized. NCBI's taxonomy places the organism in Eukaryota, Fungi, Basidiomycota, Agaricomycetes, Agaricales, Hydnangiaceae. The transcript is spliced from 5 exons. The record is from RefSeq and is a predicted model, not a curated record. The coding region runs from base 1 to 1290 and encodes 429 amino acids.